Molecule: messenger RNA, 3283 nt
Organism: Zalophus californianus (California sea lion)
Lineage: Eukaryota; Metazoa; Chordata; Mammalia; Carnivora; Otariidae
Gene: ABHD16B
Product: abhydrolase domain containing 16B
Exons: 1
Coding region: 162-1574 (470 amino acids)
Biological process (GO): monoacylglycerol catabolic process; phosphatidylserine catabolic process
Cellular component (GO): endomembrane system
Molecular function (GO): monoacylglycerol lipase activity; glycerophospholipase activity
Source: RefSeq, a predicted model, not a curated record
AAGGCCAUUAGGGCCAAGCCCUGAAGAGGCAUGUCCCAAGACAGCUCUGCGCAGUGCUCACCCCUGCAGGCGCCAGCGGGGCCGGGCCUGGGCCACCCACCGCACCCGGGCCUGGCGACUGGGCAUUACGGCUCACGCGGAGCGCCGUAGCCUCGACGCCCAUGUGUGUUGUCUGCUUCGUGAAGGCGCUGGUGCACGUGUUCAAGAUCUACCUGACCGCCAACUACACCUACAACUUCCGCAGCUGGCCUGUGGACUUCCGCUGGGAUGACGUGCGCGCCGCCGGCGGGGGUGGCAGCAGUCACCGUGCGCUGACGUGCGCUGCAGCCGCGGCGGGCGUGUGGCUGCUGCGGGGCGCGGCACUGGGCGGGGACGCGCCGGGGCGACGGCUGCGCGGGGCGCGCAGUCAGGCGCAGUGCCUCCUGCAGCAGAUCCGCGAGCUGCCGGGCCAGCUCGCCAGCUACGCCCUGGCCCACUCGCUGGGCCGCUGGCUCGUGUACCCCGGCUCCAUGUUCCUGAUGACUCGCGCGCUACUGCCGCUGCUGCAGCAGGGCCAAGAGCGCCUCGUGGAGCGCUACCGCGGCCGGCGCGCCAAGCUGGUGGCCUGUGACGGCAAUGAGAUCGACACCAUGUUCAUGGAUCGCCGCCAGCACCCAGGCAGCCAAGGCCGAGGCCUGCGCCUUGUCAUCUGCUGCGAAGGCAACGCCGGCUUCUAUGAGAUGGGCUGCCUGUCGGCGCCACUGGAGGCUGGCUACUCGGUGCUGGGCUGGAACCACCCGGGCUUCGGGGGCAGUACAGGCGCGCCAUUCCCUCAGCAUGACGCCAACGCGGUGGACGUGGUGGUCAAGUACGCGCUGCACCGCCUUCACUUCCCGCCCGCGCACGUGGUGGUCUAUGGCUGGUCCAUCGGUGGCUUCACGGCCACCUGGGCCACCAUGACAUACCCGGAGCUGGGUGCGCUGGUGCUCGACGCCACCUUCGACGACCUCGUGCCGCUGGCCCUGAAGGUUAUGCCCCACAGCUGGAAGGGACUCGUGGUGCGCACCGUGCGCGAGCACUUCAAUCUCAAUGUGGCGGAGCAGCUGUGCCGCUACCCAGGCCCCGUGCUGCUGCUACGGCGCACGCAGGACGACGUGGUCAGCACCUCGGGCCACCUGCGCCCCCUGCCGUCCGGCGACGUGGAGGGCAACCGCGGCAACGAGCUGCUCCUGCGUCUGCUGCAGCACCGCUACCCGGUCGUCAUGGCGCGGGAAGGCCUCGCGGUCGUGACGCGCUGGCUACGUGCGGGCAGCCUGGCGCAGGAGGCCGCCUUCUAUGCGCGCUACCGUGUGGACGAUGAAUGGUGCCUGGCACUGCUGCGCUCCUACCGCGCGCGCUGUGAGGACGAGCAGGAGGAUGAGGAGGCCAGGGGGCCUCAUGGGCUCUCCUUCCCCUGGCUAGUGGGCCAGGGCCUGAGCCCGCGGCGGCGCCGGCAGCUCGCACUGUUCCUGGCACGCAAACACCUCAAGAAUGUGGAGGCGACUCACUGCAGUCCGCUGGAACCAGAGGACUUCCAGUUGCCCUGGAGGCUGUAGUUCUUGCCCCUGCAGCUGCGGGCAAGUGUGGGUGCAUUUGCGCACCUUCAGGGCCUCAGGUCCUUACCCUCCCCACACCGGAAACCAGUAAAGCUGGCCCUGCCUGGGGAUCCCGACCUGGUGUCUGAGGGAGGGUGAGACAGGACAUAGGGAACCUGUCCUCUCUCUCUCUCUCCCUCACGGGCGUUUCCCCCUCCCUUCCUCAAGUGUUUCUCCCCCAAACACUUGUGGAUUCCGGUCUGCUCCUAAAGAGAAUGUAGACCCAGUUUAUGGCAACACUGUGUGAUGGGUGCUUUGAUCACCUCAAAAGGAUGGUGGGAACACGGGCUGUGGGACCCCAGCAGGUGCCCUUAACGUGGCCUAGGGUACAGGAUGGCUCUGAGUUUGGACAAGUCACCCCUAGCUGUGAAAGAACACUAGCCCUGGAAGAUUAUAGACUAGACCAGGAGUGUGAUGCUGGGCUCUUUAGGGUCCCCUCCCCACCUCCACCUUCCUGGCUUCUACAGGAAAGGACAACAGACUCAGAGUAACAGGUACUUACAGUGGCAUGUCCGUGAGGGCUACAGACACACCUGCACGGACCAUUCACUUGCUUGGCAUCCCCUUGAGCCAGGUCUGGGCUGGGCAUUGUUCCUGGUUCAAGGGUGUAAUACAGAAUGAGAGACAAGCCCUCUGCUCACCACCAUCUGUAAUGCAGUCGCUUCUCUACCAUCUGCCAUGAACUGCAUGAAGCGGGGACUGGGGCUAGCCAGGGUGGGCUGAGCAGGAAACUGCAAAACUCAAAGAAGCCAAGUGGGGCAGACAUUUAAUUGACAGCACCAGAGCAAGACACGGCCACGAUGCACCUAGGCCAGGGCCAGCCAGAGAUAUGUAGGUACCUAAGGUGACCUUAGGUGCCAGGAAGACACCUGUGGCUAGGUGAGCUUUGAGCUGAUAUAGAAGGAGCUAUCCAGGUUCAGGAAGGGGCUUCCAUGCAGAGGGAUCAGUACAAGCAGCGUGGCUUGGCUGGGAAGGGCCAGUGCAGUCCUGAAGGGUUUGAAUACCAUUGAAGGGUUUGCUUCCAGUGGCAAUUAGCCAAAGAAGGGAAGUUUUGGGACUUGUUUUAGCGAAACCGGGUUGUCUAGUGGUUACACACCUCUCCUUUGAGAAGUCCAGCAAACUUGUUCCAGCGUUUGCUGGAAGCCCCUCAACUAGCUGAGUGGUCUCGGACAAAUUACUCUAACCUCAGUCUCCUCAUCUGUAAAGUGGGGAGGGCUCCAGCUGGAUUCUCGGGUUGUGUGAAAAGGAAAUGAAAGAACACCGAGGUGCACGCGGUGCAGGAGCGCGAAGGCUGCCCUGCAGGCGAGACGCCUCCAGCCAAGUCAGGGUCGCGGCGCCUGCCGGGCAAGAGGACGAAUCGCGGACACGCCUUUUUCUGCGUUACCCCCAUACAAUUAAAAAUAAAUAAAUAAAAAUCCCUAUAAAGAGAAAGGACUUAAAAAAAAAAUGAAGGGAGAAGCUAAUCCCAAAGUCGGGGUUCGGGUCUCAAAAACGGAUCUCAAGCAGUCUGUGCGGUGCGGUAGCCAUGACACUCCUAGGCAGCGGCAAACACCCUCGACAUCUCCAAAAGGGCCAACCCUAUAGGCUUCCCCAGCGCCAUGUUGGACGGUCGUCCCACUUCCCACCUUCCCAGUGCGCCUUCGGACCUUUCUACCUGUGUCUCGCUGGUG